CACCUGUUACCAACGGAGUUCUCCCUGUAAAAAUUCUCCCUUCUUAUUCUUUCUAGCUUCUCAGCCUGGGUGUGACCAUUUGCCUGCCAAAGUGAAAAAUGGAGCAGGACAUGCAUCCAUCUACAGGCAAUGAAAAAAGAUGGGUUCAUGAUUCAUCUGUGGAUCAUGAAGGAAGGGUUCCUCUCAGAGCUUCAACUGGUGUAUGGAAAGCUUCUCUCUUUGUUAUCGCAAUGGAAUUUAGUGAGCGGCUAACCUUCUUUGGAAUAGCAUCAAAUCUCAUUACAUACCUUACCAUUGUGCUUCACCAAGACCUCCGAACAGCUGUAAAAAAUGUCAACUACUGGACAGGAGUCACAACAACAAUGCCUCUAGCUGGAGGUUUCUUAGCAGAUGCCUACGCUGGUCGCUUUGCCAUGAUCUUGCUCUCAUCCCUCAUUUAUCUCAUGGGUCUGAGCCUCUUCACAAUGUCCCAGUUCAUCCCAAGCUUAAAGCCAUGUCAUGCAGGCAUGUGUCAACACACUCAACACCCGAGAACAAUACAUGAAGUUGUGUUCUUUAUUGCAAUAUAUUGUAUCUCUCUUGGAACCGGAGGAUUCAAGCCCUGCCUUGAAAGCUUUGGGGCUGAUCAAUUUGAUGAUGAUCACUUGGAAGAAAGGAAGAAGAAAAUGUCUUACUUCAACUGGUGGAAUUUUUCACUUAGCUGGGGGCUGUUGCUUGGGGUCACAGUCAUUGUCUACGUUCAGGAAAAAGUGAAUUGGGGUGCUGCAACCCUUAUCCUCACCAUCACCAUGGCCAUUACAAUCUUGAUCUUCUAUGUGGGGAAGCCUUAUUACCGUUACAGAUUACCAGAAGGGAGUCCUUUAACUCCUUUGUUACAGGUUUUGGUUUCAGCUAUAAGGAAGAGAAAAUUGCAUUACCCUUCCAAUCCAUCUCUCUUAUAUGAAGUCCCACGAUCAGAAAAGUCCCAAGGAAGGUUUUUGUGUCAUACCAGUAGGCUUCGAUUUCUAGACAAAGCUGCAAUAAUCGAAGACAAGGAAAACACAUCGAUUCAGAAGACUAGGAAUCCAUGGAGACUGGCAACGGUGACAAAAGUUGAGGAACUGAAGCUUGUUUUGGGCAUGAUCCCCAUUUGGCUUUCUUCAUUAAUGUUUGGAGUAUGGACAGUGCAAGGACCUUCCUUUUGCGUCAAACAGGGUGCUACGAUGAAUCGAAGAAUCGGCAAAAACUUGGACAUGCCGGCCGCCUCUGUUUUCGCUGUUAACGCCAUUGCAAUGAUAGUUUCUGUCACCAUAUAUGAGAAGUUUUUGGUCCCAUUUCUGAGGAAAGUUACAGGUAAUGAAAGGGGCAUCAAAAUCCUCCAAAGAAUUGGUCUUGGAAUGAUCUUCUCCAUUCUAUCUAUGGUUGUUGCAGCCCUGGUUGAAAUGAAGAGGCUAAAAACUGUCGUGGAGGAGGAGAUUAUUGGAGGAAGAAAAGGGCCAAUCUCCAUGAGUUUGUUUUGGCUAGCUCCACAGAACCUAAUCCUUGGCAUAGCAGAUGGGUUUACUCUGGUUGGAUUGCAGGAGUACUUUUAUGACCAAGUUCCUGACUCCAUGAGGAGCUUGGGGAUUGCCUUCUACCUCAGUGUGAUUGGAGCUGGGAGCUUCUUGAGCAGCUUCCUAAUCAUUGUUGUGGAUCAUAUCACAGAAAGGGUUACUGGUAAAAGCUGGAUUGGGAAGGAUGUGAACAUGAGCCGUUUGGAUAAUUUCUUCUGGUUUUUAGCUGCCUUGAGUGCACUGAAUUUGUGUGUUUACGUGUUCUUGGCUUCGAAAUAUACCUACAAAAACGUAGAGAGAAAGGGGGUUGUUCAUGAAGGUGAUAAAGGGAUGGAAUCAAUUGCUUAACUUUUUCUUACUUCUUUAGUUAGUAAGGGUCUACUAAUUAAUCCUAAUGAGGUAAUUCUUUGUAAAUUUCUUAGUGUUAGUUUGAAAUAUAUAUACAUAUAAUAGUAUGGAUGUCAGGGUAGGAGGCAUUCUACUUACAAACUUAUGUAAAUAUUUAGUGCUUUAAGCCUCAUGAAAUUGUGUUGAUGUGCACUGGAGCUCUAUACCACUUGGUAAAGAUGCACUUUCUCUUUAUUUCUCUCCCUGAAAACCAAAAUCUAAUUACCUAGAGCUUCAUCCAUGGAAGGAAACAUAUAAAAUCCUUCCAUGUGCCACAGCUAAACAGAAGAAACAGGCUUAGUGUUGGCAUUGAAACCAACCAAGAACAACUUCCUGUUCAAGCAACCCUGCAAAUAGCUGAUGAUUUGAUUUGAUUGUUCUGUCAAUGUCUGGGAGUAUGAUAUUUGAUUUAUUUGCAGAGAUGGAGAAAAGAUGAAUCAUCUUAAUUAUCAUAUUGAAUCACAUUACUGUACCUUUUUUGUUGGCCACCCUUUUGCAUCGUGUUUCUGUGUAUUUGUUCAUCCUGAAACGACGUCGGUUGUUGUCUUACGCUUGAAUCACGCAGUAAUUAAGAGGAAGAACCCAUGAAACCAUAGUACUGAAUGCCUGAAAAUUCGAAGAAAUUUUCGAGCUUUGACUGUAAAGCUCCGGUUUUGAGCACAGGGGCUUCAUUUUUCUGUGGUAAAGUUUCGAGAUUUUUGGUAUUCUUGAGGUAUGCAAACAGAAGCAAGAGUUGGGGUGGUAAACUCCGGCCAUGGAGGAGGGGUGGCUUC
Rubroshorea leprosula is the source of this 2692-nucleotide messenger RNA. The record is from the annotation of a GenBank genome assembly. Lineage: Eukaryota; Viridiplantae; Streptophyta; Magnoliopsida; Malvales; Dipterocarpaceae.